AUGGAUAAAGCAAUCAGGAGUCUUUUCUCUGGUGCGGAACCCCAGAAGCCAGCAGAGGGUAGUGCUUCUAGCGCUCAAACUGCUAGUCCUUCUACUCCCACCCUGCCCAUGAAGAAGGACGGUACUGUUCAUGUGACUAAUAUGCGCAAGAAAGUUGUUGAGCUUGGGCAUAAGGUGGACACAGAGGAUGAACUAGGUGCUGAGGCCUGA
Aspergillus fischeri NRRL 181 is the source of this 210-nucleotide messenger RNA. RefSeq lists its product as uncharacterized. NCBI's taxonomy places the organism in Eukaryota, Fungi, Ascomycota, Eurotiomycetes, Eurotiales, Aspergillaceae. The coding region runs from base 1 to 210 and encodes 69 amino acids. The transcript has 4 exons. The record is from RefSeq and is a predicted model, not a curated record.